Lutra lutra (Eurasian river otter) is the source of this 1806-nucleotide messenger RNA. RefSeq names its product CDGSH iron sulfur domain 2 (gene CISD2). Bases 1 to 786 code for a protein of 261 amino acids. NCBI's taxonomy places the organism in Eukaryota, Metazoa, Chordata, Mammalia, Carnivora, Mustelidae. Gene Ontology annotation, molecular function: 2 iron, 2 sulfur cluster binding. The transcript has 3 exons. The record is from RefSeq and is a predicted model, not a curated record. Gene Ontology annotation, cellular component: intracellular membrane-bounded organelle; mitochondrial outer membrane. Gene Ontology annotation, biological process: regulation of autophagy; autophagy of mitochondrion.
AUGCUUUAUCUCAUCGGACACAGUAUCCUUUCUGCGGGCCUCCAGCGUCUACAGAUGCGAAGGGCCCAACGUGAACGCGCGCCCUCUUCAAAACCGAGGUUCCACGGAGGGCCUCGUUACUCAUCCCUUGCGGCGACUCCACACUUCUCGGCCGCGCGCUCCCCCUUGGCGUCCGCGGCGCGCGCACGUCACUCGUCCGCUGCCAAUCGGCGCCCAGCCGGUCAACCUCUCCUCUGGGGGCCCUCAGCGCCGCCCCCUCCUGCCUGCCGCAGGACCCAGGCCGCGGCGCCCGCCGGCCGCUUCCGCUCUCCGCGCAGGCGCGACAACUCGGUCGGAGAAAGGCGCGGGCCGGGAGGGGAGUGGACGCUGCUGGCGAGGAUGGUGCUGGAGAGCGUGGCCCGCAUCGUGAAGGUGCAGCUCCCGGCGUAUCUAAAGCGGCUUCCUGUCCCCGAGAGCCUUACCGGGUUCGCCCGGCUCACAGUUGCAGAAUGGCUUCGGUUACUGCCUUUCCUCGGUGUACUUGCACUACUUGGCUACCUUUCAAUUCGUCCAUUCCUCCCGAAGAAAAAACAACAGAAGGAUAGCUUGAUUAAUCUUAAAAUACAAAAGGAAAAUCCCAAAGUGGUGAAUGAAAUAAACAUUGAAGAUCUGUGUCUCACCAAAGCAGCUUACUGUAGGUGUUGGCGUUCUAAGACGUUUCCUGCCUGUGAUGGUUCACAUAAUAAACAUAAUGAAUUGACAGGAGAUAAUGUGGGUCCACUAAUACUGAAGAAGAAAGAAGUAUAAUAGUAAUGAAUUAGGAUUGAAUUCAGUUGUGUGCUGUAAAAUCUUAUAACAAUAUUUUUUCAUUCUUUGUGUAUAGAGGGUCUUUAAAAUGGUGGUCUUAGUGAUUGCUACUGGUUGAGUAAUUAUUUCUGCCAAUUUAUUUUCUUGCUAUACUACUGUUCAUAUUUGAUAUUUUGUAUAUUCAGUCGUUUAUAUAGAGGUUAAAUUGUACAACCCUUUCAUUCUUAAUGUAUCUUCCUGAAUAAAACCAACAGUCUUGGUUUUAACUAACUGAGAAAAAUAUGUUUUUGGUAGUGAGUCCAAAGCUAUUCCUCUGAAUUUCAAUAUUUUCUACAGAAUCUACAAUUAAAGUUUUUCUCCCUAUGUACACUGUUAAAUAUAUUAUUUUUCACUCCCCUUCUGUUUUGAUCAUUUGAAGUGAUUUUUUCCUCUUGGCCUUCCAUUCUCCGUUCUUUUCAAAUCAAUAAGAAAAAUACUGCUUUCAAGAAUUACUUGAGUUUUUAAAGAGAUAAAUGCUUUGCUUUAUAAAGACUGUGUCUAAUAAGUGUGAAUAUCCCAAUUUCCGAAAAGACAUGAACUGGAUAUAGAAAGUUCCAAAAAGGAACUGUUAUAUGCAUUAUAAAAAAUUUGUUUAAUUUAUAAAAGGCUUGUUUGUGUUUGUUUAGGUGCGUGUUUUGUAAAAGUGUCUUGAACUGACUCAGUGACAGGGUGGGAUGGGGUGGCAAGAAUACUUAAGCUCCCAAGCUGCUGCAAUUUGAAGGUUAAUUAGAAAUGAACAUAAAAAACAUCUGAAUUCAUAUUAAAAUGAUAAAUUAGUGUUCAAAAUCCUUUACAUUUUUCUCUUUAUAACAGUGUAAGCCAAUAAAACAUAAAAUACAAAAAGGUUGCAAAAUAAACUUAUCGGAGAAUCUUAAAACUUUUGUAAUUUUUUAGCCUUAGUCUAUUUGGUUUUAUUGUAUAUUAUAGUUCUUACAUUAAUAGCUAUCCUUAAAUCUGUCUAUUAAAGGUACAAUCCUGUCA